AAAGCUAGCUAGUUGUAUUACACCAAGCACACUAAGCUACCAAGGUGGAUUGAUAUGUUUUAUAUAGCUACCUUCUAGGGUUAGGGUUAGGCACCAACCAAAUACAGACAUAACCAUUUUCGUUUUUCUUUCCCUUUUAUUAAACACUUACGUUUUCUUUCUGGUUUUUAGUGACUGAGCUGUAUAUAUAUAUAAUUAUAUAUAGCUAGCUUGCUUGCAAGUACUGCAAGGUUUCUUCAACCCCCUAUUCUAUCAAGCCGACUACAAAAAGCCGAUUUGUAGGGCUUGACUCCGAAGAAAUUGAUGAAGAAACAGCAAGUGGUAGUCAAAAGAGAUGGAUCGUCCAGGAGGAGCUCAAGCAGCACUUCAUCUUCUGUGGUCAGAACAGUGAGGUACGGGGAGUGCCAGAAGAAUCACGCAGCAAAUAUCGGAGGGUACGCGGUGGAUGGAUGCAGAGAAUUCAUGGCCAGUGGGGAGGAGGGCACGGCGGAGGCGCUGACAUGUGCUGCCUGCGGCUGCCACCGGAACUUUCACCGGAGGGAAGUGGAAACUGAGGUUGUUUGUGAGUAUACUCCACCCAAUAAUACUUAUCAACGGUAAUUGUGCCUGCUUUCGUAAUUGAAUCGUGUGUAUAUGACUGAAUGAAGAAGGGCCUUUGAUAUCUCUGAAAGUAGUUAACUGAUUGAUGCCAAAGAUUGUGAAUUCUGGUUUCAUUUGCCAACCUCUAUAUAUGUACGUAUAUGAGUAAGAUGAAAAAUCAGACUUUGAUUUGAUUGUCUAAAGGAAAAGUUUCUCUAUAUUCAUGUUCUACAUGUUCGCAUGUCUCUUCCUUAUUAAUAACCUUUACAUUCAUGAA
Molecule: messenger RNA, 856 nt
Organism: Argentina anserina (silverweed cinquefoil)
Lineage: Eukaryota; Viridiplantae; Streptophyta; Magnoliopsida; Rosales; Rosaceae
Product: mini zinc finger protein 3-like
Exons: 1
Coding region: 304-600 (98 amino acids)
Biological process (GO): regulation of developmental process; regulation of DNA-templated transcription
Cellular component (GO): nucleus
Molecular function (GO): DNA-binding transcription factor activity; transcription cis-regulatory region binding
Source: RefSeq, a predicted model, not a curated record